This is a messenger RNA of Debaryomyces tyrocola, 837 nucleotides long. NCBI's taxonomy places the organism in Eukaryota, Fungi, Ascomycota, Pichiomycetes, Serinales, Debaryomycetaceae. The record is from the annotation of a GenBank genome assembly.
AUGAAUAAUAGCAUAUGGUCUUUGGCGCGUAAAGGGUUAUCCUUUACCUCCAAGCCACUCAUAUUUUCCCGUAAUGCUGCUCAACUUACAUCGAUUCAUGCUAUAACAUCAAUGAGAACCCAGGAAUCAACCGUCAACCACUCUUUGGAAAUAGCCAACAUGAGAAAGAGGUUGUUAGCGAGACCAGGAUUAUUGGGAGUGAAAAGAGGAAUGAUAACAUGGUACACUGAUGAUGGAAAGCAAUUUGGAGCUACCGUUAUAGAAAUCGACAAUUGUGAAGUUAUCGAGAAUAAAACCGUAGAUACACACGGUUACACCUCAGUUUUACUUGGACAAUGUGAUAAGUUGAAGAAUAUUACUGAUAAGAACUUGAGAAAGUUUCAAGAAGCUGGUGUUUCUCCAAAAAAGCAUAUUGGUGAGUUCAGAAUUAGAGAUGAAAGUGGGUUGAUUCCAGUCGGAACUGAACUUACAGCUGAUUACUUUGCUGUAGGCCAAUUAGUGGAUGUGAAAGCCAUUACCAAGGGUAAAGGAUUUGCUGGUGUUAUGAAAAGACACGGGUUCAAGGGUUUAAAAGCAACACAUGGUGUCUCCAAGGCCCACAGAUCUGCUGGUUCCAUGGGUGCUACUCAAACACCCGGUAGAGUUUUACCCGGUAAGAAGAUGGCAGGACGUAUGGGUGGUAAAAGCUGCACUGUUUUUAAUAAUGAAGUGUUGCAUGCCGAUGCUGAAGCCGGAAUUAUAGUUCUUAAGGGACAGAUCCCAGGUCCUAACAGAAGCUUUGUCAGAAUUAGCGAUGCCCAAAAGCUUUACAGUAAGUCCUUAAUGUGUAUGAAAUAG